UGGCCGACUGGAGGAAGUGUAUGCUUUUGUUACCCUUAGUUGUUUUAAUAAAUACAGCAUCAGGUACUCGUGUGCAAAAACUGAUAUAUUUUGAUGUGACUGGGACAAGUGCUUGUUUCCGCAGGUUCAAUGGCACACACCAAAUUGGCUGUACAUCUGACCUGACAGGUAAUGUGGGUGUGGUGCAUUAUAUAGAAAACAAGUCUGACUUGGACUGGGUGCUGGAAGCAGGUCCUCACCAGCCAUAUGCUUUACUGAUGGAGCCAGAGCAUUUUAACAGGACCAAUGUAAUAGCUAUCAAGCAAUCUGGGAAGGUUAAUGGAAUUAUGGUGAUCAACAAAGAGAACUCCACGCUGCCUUCUAGUUUCCAUUUCUCUCCUGAUCAGUCGUGUCCCAAUAAUGUGAAUGGUCUGUAUGACAAGCACAGCCAGUAUGCAGACUGCAGUAAUGUCACAUGGAACACUGCUGGCAAUGGCCUGAUGUUCAUGGACUUUGGCAUGCCAAUAUUUUCUGUUCAGAAUGAAACAGAAAUAGACUACAUAAUACACAAGUGUUUUGCUGCUUUCAACAAACCCAUCAAUGGCACUCCAAGGGAACACCCCCUGUGUGCUGCACAGCUGAAAGAUUUCAUGACAGGUGCCAAGGAUUCACACACCUGCCUCAGUAGAACCAAGAGGAUAAUUAAUAUAAAUCCUGAAACCUACUGUGACCCGCUGGGAGACCAGAAUGUGUAUGGAUUGCUGAAACCUGUGGCAAACAAUGAAUCUCUUCCCCAGAAGUCUAUCAUCAUGGCAACUGCCAGGUUGGACUCAUUUGGUUUGUUUGAAGCUCAGUAUGCUGAGCUUGAAAGCCCAGUGGUCAGUUUUAUUACCUUAUUGGCUGCAGCAGAGGCUAUUGGACGGGUCAAGCAGGACAUAGUAGAAGAUAAGAAUGCAAAGGAUAUCAUGUUCACUUUCUUCCAAGGGGAAUCAUUAGACUACAUUGGCUCAGGACGUAUGGUAUAUGACAUAGAGACUAGUGUUUUCCCACAGAAUAAAGACAAGUAUGGCAUUCAUGUCAUGAACUUUUCACACAUUGCCCACUUUGUAGAGGUAGGCCAGGUGGGACUGGCAGAGGGAGGGGCUUACUAUCUCCAUAGCGACCCUGUCAGUCAGAGAGAUGGACAGGUGGCAAAAGAGGUAACAAAACUUAAGUCUAACUUCCAAGAAGCUGUGGCCAGCAUGAAUAAAACCAACUUGACUAUAGAGGGCACUGCAGUGCCCCAGCCACUGCCACCUGCAUCUUUCCAGAGUUUCUUGAAGAAAGCUAACAUCUCAGGAGUUGUUUUGGCUGAUCAUGAGAGGGAGUUUAAAAACAGGUUUUACAACAGCCGUCUGGAUACGUUAAAGGGUCAAGGUAUGGACUGGCCAUCUGACCGUCCAGAAAACUUCAACACCACUAUUCAGCUGAGCAGAGAUAUUCAAAUUCUGGCCACUGCCCUGGCUCGGUCACUUUACAUCAUGGCUACUAAUAGUACACAGAAUAUCUCUAGGAUUAAUGCAGCAUUAGACGAGAUAAAUCAUAUGCUCUAUUGCUUCUUAAAGAACCCCAAGUGUGCCCUAUUCAAAAAGGUUCUGGAACCAAAAUAUGUUGAACAGCUUGCUGAAACCCCACAGCCAUUCUAUGUGGGAGUAAAGAGAGCCAACACACAGAACCAAGUCACACACUGGGUGCGGCAGUUGCUGGCCUACUAUACAGGAGAUAGACUAAAUAGCAGUUAUACCAGCAGUAACUGUUCUUCUAGCAGUAAGCUUUAUAAUUACUACUGGAUCAGCCAUCCUCCAGAUGGGAUGUGUAUUAGGACAACUGCAAAUUUCUCAGAGGCAGAAUCACCAGCAUUUUUAGAUGAAAACUUUGACACCUAUGACUGGUCAUCUGGUCAGUAUUCCACGUGGACAGAGAGUUCCUGGGCAGGGGAUGCCAUGCAGGUUAGGAUAUUCCUAACGCCAAGUCAGCACAUGAGUAACCUGACGUUUGCCACAGGAGUGGCGCUGAUGGUGGUAGCCAUGAUUGUCACAUACUUCAUAAAUUCAAGAGCUGACUUCCUGUUCACAAAGCCAGAUUCCUUCUAAAUCUCCUGUAUGCAUCUUCACUGGGAAUAAAACCAGUUGUUCAUUCACCAAGGUUACCACCAUCUGUGCUCAAAAAUUAAUCCUCUUCUCGGAAACUUUCAAGACUGAAGAGAAUUGGAGAGCAAGCCAUCCAUAGUGAAAAGAAUUUUUUCACAUCUUUCAUGUAUUGUAUGACACGUUUUAUAGACUAUUCAGUUAAAUUAUCAUUAAAAAUGAUAAAUGACAAGAAGUUGUGUAUCUACUGUGAUGUAAUAGACAAGUCACCAAUGCACAUUCAAAAGCUUUUUUUAUUUACUUAUUUACAUAUUUAUCUUUAAUGUAGCUUGCUCUUCAGUAUUUUUGAAUAGCUAAAAAAAUUAGUGAGAUUUUGAGAGAUACUUGUUACUUUGGAGGCAGAUGAAACCAUUUGCAUUACUUUCUUAAUAAUAAAAGUUAAGACUGGCAAUAGUAAACCCCACAUAAAGGACUGACCAGUGCAUGUUGAGUAUGGUAUAUUGGAUAUAUGCCCUUUUUACAGAGUUGUUCUUUACAUAUAGUUGAUCGGAACAGCCACUGGAAAGCUGAUGGAUUAAAAUGGCAAAACUUUUACCACUUUUGAUAGUCAGAAAGUUUUCAUUUAUGUUAGAUCCACAUAUUUGAUUUACCUGUUGACUGUUUCAUCUGUUCACUCAGAUAGACUUGGUCACAAUAGAAUUACCUGUUCAGGUGAAGGUGAACAGGUAAUUACCUCAGUCUUGAUGAUUUUUUUCAAAUAUCAAAACUGAGAUCCAGUGAAACCGUUUUCUCAUUUGACCACUUUUGUGCUGAACAGGUUGUGUAAAAUCAU
Molecule: messenger RNA, 2937 nt
Organism: Lingula anatina
Lineage: Eukaryota; Metazoa; Brachiopoda; Lingulata; Lingulida; Lingulidae
Product: nicastrin
Biological process (GO): protein processing; Notch receptor processing
Cellular component (GO): plasma membrane
Source: RefSeq, a predicted model, not a curated record